Messenger RNA from Cygnus olor (mute swan), 1682 nucleotides. It is a transcript of the gene CHEK1, whose product is annotated as checkpoint kinase 1. Gene Ontology annotation, cellular component: site of double-strand break; nucleus; cytoplasm. Bases 19 to 1497 code for a protein of 492 amino acids. Gene Ontology annotation, molecular function: protein serine/threonine kinase activity; ATP binding. The transcript is spliced from 12 exons. Gene Ontology annotation, biological process: protein phosphorylation; mitotic G2 DNA damage checkpoint signaling. NCBI's taxonomy places the organism in Eukaryota, Metazoa, Chordata, Aves, Anseriformes, Anatidae. The record is from RefSeq and is a predicted model, not a curated record.
GGGGCCGGGCCGGGGCCCAUGGCGGGGCCGGUGCCGUUCGUGGAGGACUGGGACCUGGUGCAGACGCUGGGCGAAGGCGCCUACGGGGAGGUGCAGCUGGCGGUGAACCGCCGCACUGAGGAAGCCGUGGCUGUCAAAAUUGUGGACAUGAAGCGGGCGGCUGACUGCCCAGAGAACAUCAAGAAGGAGAUCUGCAUCAACAAGAUGCUCAACCACGAGAACGUUGUCAAGUUCUACGGGCACCGGCGGGAGGGCGCCACGCAGUAUCUCUUCCUCGAGUACUGCAGCGGCGGCGAGCUCUUUGACCGCAUCGAGCCAGAUAUCGGGAUGCCAGAGCCGGAGGCACAGCGCUUCUUCCAGCAGCUGAUCGCCGGAGUGGUCUACCUGCACAGUAUGGGCAUCACCCACCGGGACCUGAAGCCAGAGAACCUGCUCCUGGACGAACGAGACAACCUGAAAAUCUCCGAUUUUGGCCUGGCCACCGUCUUCAAACACAAUGGCCGCGAGCGGCUGCUCAACAAGAUGUGCGGCACCCUGCCCUACGUGGCCCCCGAGCUGCUGCGGCGCCCCGAGUUCAGGGCCGAGCCCGUGGACGUGUGGGCGUGCGGCGUGGUGCUGACAGCGAUGCUGGCCGGAGGGCCAUGCUGCCCUAACGCAGCGGGGUCUGCCCUGCCGGCAGAGCUGCCCUGGGACCAGCCCAGCGACAGCUGCCAGGAGUACAGCGACUGGAAGGAGAGGAAGACCUACCUCCCGCCCUGGAGGAAGAUCGACUCGGCGCCCUUAGCUUUGCUGCACAAGAUCCUGAUGGAGAGCCCGACGGCGAGGAUCACCAUCCCCGACAUCAAGAAGGACCGGUGGUACUGCAAGCCCCUGAAGAAGGGUGUCAAGCGGGCUCGCGUGUCCUCGGGUGGUGUCACCGACUCGCCCGGCGCCUUCUCCAAGCACGUCCGUUCCGACAUGGACUUCUCGCCGGUGAAGGGCGUGCUCGGCGAGGACAAGGCGAGCUACUCCACAUCGCAGCCCGAGCCUGGCACCGGCGCGGCGCUCUGGGACAGCGGGACGGGCAGCAUCGACAAGCUCGUGCAGGGCAUCAGCUUCUCGCAGCCCGCAUGCCCCGAGCACAUGCUGGUCAACAGCCAGCUCCUCGGCACCCCGGGCUCCUCGCAGAGCCCGUGGCAGCGGCUGGUGAAGAGGAUGACGCGCUUCUUCACCAAGCUGGACGCCGACGGCUCCUACCGCAGCCUGAAGGAGGUCUGCGAGAAGAUGGGCUACGGCUGGAAGAGGAGCUGCACCAACCAGGUCACCAUCUCCACCACGGACAGGAGGAACAACAAGCUCAUCUUCAAGGUGAACCUGGUGGAAAUGGAGAGCAAGAUUCUGGUGGAUUUCCGCCUCUCCAAGGGCGACGGGCUGGAGUUCAAGCGGCAUUUCCUGAAAAUCAAAGGCAAGCUCAGCGACAUUGUCAGCACCCAGAAAGUGUGGCUGCCUGUGACCUGAGCCCCAUCUGCCUCCUCCUCCUCCUCCUCCUCCUCGCCCCAGGGGGCUCCUGCAGGGCCCCCCAGCACCCACACGCCGGGGCGCCACGCUGCGAGCAUCUUGGGGACGGUGCCCGCAGGGCACAGCACGGCUCUGUGCCGGCCGCAGCUUUUAAAGGUUCAAUAAAGCCUGGGGAUCAAACAGCA